GGGUGUGUGUCCCGCCGGGCCCUGCCGUGAUGCCCCUAAACCCUCUGCCUUCCCCAGAGCCCCCUCGUUCCCCCACGGAACUGGCACGCCUGGCACACCACCCCCCCCGGGCUCCCCGGGGACCCUUCCCAGCUCUGUGUCCGAGGGGAUGCUGCCACGGACCGAUGCCAGGAGGUUUUUGGGGUGCACCCGUGACUGGGGGUGUUCCUGAUCCCAUUGGGACCCCAUAGGCCCCCGUUGCCCCAACACUGGGUUGACGACACGGCUCUGGGGGUGUCGCCACAUCCCCGUCCCCAAAUCCAGGGCCCGUUCCCAAUCCGUUGUGACGCUCGGUGUCAAUCCCAGCGCCCUCGGAGCCUUUCCCAUCCUGGGGGCACAGAGCACUUCCCAGUCACCCUCGCCCCUGUGCUGUGUGCCCGGUCUCCAUGGGAGCGUGCCCGUUGCCAAGCGGGCCGGUGGAGUGCUUGCCACCGCCAUCGAGCCGUUGGUAUGACAACGGGGACACGGGUGACCCGGGGCGUGGUGCUUCGCGUGACGGGGGACGGUCCCGGUCUCGCCUCGCCAACGCACCGGGGCGUCCCCGUGGGCUGCGGGAACCCACCGCGCCGGGCUGGGCCCCUGCACCCUCACCGGCCCAGGGAUUUAUCGAGGGAGCGAGAGAGCGAGUGGGACAGCGUGAGCCGAACCCCCGGAGCAGAGGAUGUGGGGUGACAGGGCUGAGCCCGCUGGGGCGCCGGGCCCCGCUCCUCACCCCUCCGCUUGAGGCCUGAGGGGACCGGGACCCCCUCGGCGUGCACUGCACUGGGGCGUCAGAUGAGAUAACGCAGCGAAAGUGGAGCAUCCACGUACAGAGCGAGGGACGGAGCUGCCCAGCGCCCGCCGGCCACCCUCAGGGACGGGGCAGGGGGCUCCCCCAGGCCAGGCACCGCGGUGGGGGGCACAGGGGCUGAGGGGGGCACGGCUUGGCCCGCAGCCCACCCCACCCCGCCGGCUGCCCCCAUGCUGGAUCACCGAGCCAGGAUGGAGAGCAGCAGGAAGGAGAAGGUGGAGCAGAUCUUGUCAGAGUUCCGGCUGAAGGAGGAGGACCUGAAGAAGGUGAUGUACCGGAUGCAGAAGGAGAUGGACCGAGGUCUUAAGCUGGAGACACAUGAGGAAGCCUCUGUCAAAAUGCUGCCCACCUAUGUCCGCUCCACCCCUGAGGGUUCAGAGGUGGGAGAUUUCCUGUCGCUGGACCUGGGUGGCACCAAUUUCCGUGUGAUGCUGGUGAAGGUGGGUGAGGGGGAAGAGGGGCAGUGGAAGGUGAAGACGAAGCACCAAAUGUAUUCCAUCCCAGAGGACGCCAUGACUGGGACGGCCGAGAUGCUCUUCGACUACAUAUCCGAGUGCAUCUCUGAUUUCCUGGACAAGCACCAGAUGAAGCACAAAAAGCUGCCCCUGGGUUUCACCUUCUCCUUCCCUGUGCGGCACGAGGACAUUGACAAGGGCAUCCUCCUGAACUGGACCAAGGGCUUCAAAGCUUCCGGCGCAGAAGGGAACAACGUGGUGGGGCUGCUGAGGGACGCCAUCAAACGGCGAGGGGACUUCGAGAUGGACGUGGUGGCGAUGGUGAAUGACACAAUGAUCUCCUGCUACUAUGAAGAUCACCGGUGCGAGGUUGGGAUGAUUGUGGGGACAGGCUGUAACGCCUGCUACAUGGAGGAGAUGCACAACGUGGAGCUGGUCGAGGGCGAUGAGGGGCGAAUGUGUGUGAACACAGAGUGGGGGGCCUUCGGCGCCUCGGGGGAGCUGGAUGAGUUCCUCCUGGAGUACGACCGCGUGGUGGACGAGACCUCCCUUAACCCCGGUCAGCAACUGUACGAGAAGAUCAUUGGGGGAAAGUACAUGGGGGAGAUAGUGCGGCUGGUGCUGUUGAAGCUGGUGGAUGAGAACCUGCUCUUCAAUGGGGAGGCCUCUGAGAAGCUCAAGACCCGCGGGACCUUCGAGACACGCUUCAUGUCCCAGAUCGAGAGCGACUCCGACGACCGCAAGCAAAUCUACAACAUCCUGUCAGGCUUCGAGCUGCUGCCAUCACGGACAGACUGCGAGAUCGUGCGCCGGGUGUGCGAGAGCGUGUCCACGCGCGCCGCCCAGAUGUGCUCGGCUGGGCUGGCCGGCGUCAUCAACCGCAUGCGCGAGAGCCGCAGCCAGGACACCCUCAAGAUCACCGUCGGCGUUGACGGCUCCGUCUACAAGCUCCAUCCCAGCUUCAAGGACCACUUCCACGCCACAGUGCGGCAGCUGACACCCGGCUGCGACAUCACUUUCAUCCAGUCAGAGGAGGGCAGCGGGCGCGGGGCCGCCCUCAUCUCGGCCGUGGCCUGCAAGAUGGCCUGUAUGAUGGGGCAGUGAGCCGGACUCGGGGGGCGGUGGGGGGCCAGUGGUCCCGCUCGGAGCGCUGUGGGAGCAGACACAGGUGCAGAAAAGAGGUGGCUCCAGCCCCCCAAUAAACGGGGUAU
Molecule: messenger RNA, 2495 nt
Organism: Lepidothrix coronata (blue-crowned manakin)
Lineage: Eukaryota; Metazoa; Chordata; Aves; Passeriformes; Pipridae
Gene: GCK
Product: glucokinase
Exons: 10
Coding region: 1000-2388 (462 amino acids)
Biological process (GO): glycolytic process; regulation of insulin secretion; intracellular glucose homeostasis
Cellular component (GO): mitochondrion; cytosol
Molecular function (GO): ATP binding; glucokinase activity; mannokinase activity
Source: RefSeq, a predicted model, not a curated record